Carlito syrichta (Philippine tarsier) is the source of this 2854-nucleotide messenger RNA. RefSeq names its product Fanconi anemia complementation group B (gene FANCB). Gene Ontology annotation, cellular component: Fanconi anaemia nuclear complex. The transcript is spliced from 10 exons. Gene Ontology annotation, biological process: replication-born double-strand break repair via sister chromatid exchange; interstrand cross-link repair; positive regulation of double-strand break repair via homologous recombination. Lineage: Eukaryota; Metazoa; Chordata; Mammalia; Primates; Tarsiidae. The coding region runs from base 187 to 2760 and encodes 857 amino acids. The record is from RefSeq and is a predicted model, not a curated record.
UUCAUAGGUGAAAGCCACACCUUUUAUUUAUCUACCUAUCUUCUUUACUGAUGAAACUGAAACUACUUUGUGAUACCUGUUGUCUCAGUUUACAUUUAUUGCCUAACAACAGACCAGUUUAAAAGCAUCAACUGGAAUCAAUUUGCAUUUGAAAAUUAGAUCAACACAAAGACUUGAUAUUGUGGAAUGAGUAGCAAACAAGCAAUGUCAUCUAACAAAAAGGAAAGGCUCUUGUGUUAUAAUGGAGAAAUUCUUGUUUUCAAGCUGUCUGAAGAGCAUUUUGUAGAUAAAGAGCCUGCAAAAACACCCAUAUUACAUGUCAAAAGAAUGGUAUUUGACAGAGAAGCAAGAACUUUUGUUCAGAAGUCCACUGGAUUUUUUAGCAUAAAAGAAGAAAACUCUUAUUUAAAAAUUAUAUGUUGCAGUUUUGUGUCAGAUUGCAGAACUAGAAUUAACCUCCCUUAUGUUGUGAUACAAAGCAAUAAAAAUGAUAAGGUUUUCAAAUAUUUUCUCCUAUUUCUUCACAGUACCAAUAAGUUUGAAAGGCGUUUAGUUUUUAAGCUAGACUAUGAAUUGAACGAUGGCUUAAGAAUCCUUAAUGGCCCUUUAGUAUUAUGGAGACAUGCCAAAACAUUCUUCUGUCUCACUCCCCAAACUGGCAAAAUUAUUAGUGUGUCAGGUAAAUUUUCCUCUAUUGAGUGGGCAGGGGAGAUUGAAAAUUUAGGUAUAGUUUUACUGGGAUUAAAGGAAUGUUAUUAUUCCAAGGAAGGAUGUACCCAAGAGCCUUCAAAAUCAGAUUAUGCAAUUCGGGAUACCAAAUUUUGUGUAUACUCUCUUGAAAGUCAAGAAAUAUUAAGUGAUGCGUAUAUUAUCCCUCCUGCAUAUAGCAGUGUGGUGACUUGUGUACAUGUCUGUGCAGCUGAAGUAAUCAACAACCAGUUAAGAAUGUCUCUGAUUGCCCUUACUCAAAAGAAUCAGCUGAUUUCAUUUAAAAAUGGGACUCCUAAAUUUGUGUGCCAACUUCCAUUUGGAGAUCCUUGUGCAGUUCAACUUAUGGAUUCAGGUGGAGGAAACCUCUUUUUCAUAGUAUCCUUUAGAUCAAGUAAUGCUUGUGCUGUUUGGAAAGAGAACUUUCAGGUUGCUGCUAAGUGGGAAAAACUUAGCUUAGUACUGAUAGAUGACUUUGUUGGAAGUGGAACUGAACAGGUACUGCUACUUUUUAAGGACUCCUUGAACUCAGAUUGCCUGGCUUCAUUUAAAAUAACAAAUCUUGGGAGCAUAAACUAUUCAAGUGAACCGUUGGAUUGCAGUGAAGAUGAUUUAUUUGAAGACAAACAAGAGAAUCGUUACUUGGUGAUUCCACUUCUGGAAAAAAGAGUGAAAGAUGGUUUUUCUUCUUUUCGGGAAAUACAGAAGCAUCUCUUGCUUCAGGACAGAAUUAUUUCAAAAUCUAGGAAAGCUUUAAUAAACCUGGUUCAGGGGAAAGAUGAUAGUGCAUCAAGUGCAGAGGAGAAAGACUGUCUUAUUCCUCUUUGUGGAGAAGAAGAAAAUUCUGUCCUUAUGUCUGGUGAAAAGUUAUCAGACAAUUUUCAAGAUUCUGAACAGUUAGUAGAGAAGAUAUGGUAUCGUGUAAUGGGUGAUAGCUUGGUUGUUGGAGUAAGAACCACAUCUUCUUUGAAGCUGUCCCUAAAUGAUGUGACGUUAUCGCUAUUAAUGGAUCAAGCCCAUGACUCCAGCUUACGGCUUAUUAAGUGUCAAAACAGAGUGAUUAACCUGAGUACAGGUUCUAUCCCAGCACCACACUUGAUGCCAUUUGAAAUAGAAUCGGAAGCAAAAAGGAUCAAGUUGACCCUUGGUAGCAAAGAAAAGGAAAGUUUUAUUUGUGAACAAUCAUCUAAGAAAGAGUAUGUACACAUAAUUACUGCUGUAACAGCUCUUUCGCCACUUUUAGCAUUCAGUAAAUUUUGUUGCAUUGUACUGCUACAAAUUAGGGAAGGAGAAAAUGGUAACUAUCCUGAAGAUCGUUAUGUUCUAUGUGGCAGACUUUUUUUAAGUCUAGGAGAUCUUUCAAGUGGGAAAUAUCUACUGACAUUUCCAAAGAAGCCUACAGAGCACAUGGAAGAUCUUUUUGCACUUCUUGCAACAUCCCACAAAUCUUGUUUUCAAAUCAAAUCACCUACCUAUGUCCUGAAUUCAAUGAAGGUGUGGCUCUUAGAACACAUGAAAUGUGAAGUAAUAAAAGAACUUCCAGAAAUAUACUUUUGUAAAAGGCCAGAUUUCUAUGAGACGGUCUUCACCUGGAAACAAAGAACAUCAUUUGAAGGGAUUUUAAUAGUCUAUUCCAGGAAUCAAACAGUUUUGUUCCAGUGCCUUCAUAAUCUUAUUAGAGUUCUCCCUGUAAGCUGUUUCCUCAAAAAUUUAAAAUUAGGAAGUACAGAUUUCCUAAUUAAUUAUAUGGCAUCUACUUUGGAGAAGGAACUGGUUACCUUUGGUUCUUUUUCUUCUGCCCUAGCUAAAGUUGAAAGCAACAUUGUGCAGGAAUGUGAAGCAAGCAAAGGAAAGAGUAGUGUCGUUGUGACUCCUUCAUCAGAUGGAAAGGAAAAUAUCUACUCCUACAGAAAAGAGCUUCAGAGAGAAAAGGAGAAAAUGUUGCAAAUGAACCUAAAAAUGAGUGGUGUUCUUUACAGAGAAAUGACUUUGAAAGUAGCUGAAGUUCAGUUGAAAUCAGACCUCACUGCACAGAAACUGACCACUUUAUAAUUACAACUUCAAUUUUAUCCUAUUUUAUGGUAGGUUCUUACUACCCUAAAGUUUUGUUUCCACUUGCUAUAUACCUUCUUUGUAAAAAUAAAGA